AUGAACUUGCCAGAGAACUAUCAAAUGAAAUAUUACUUUUACCAUGCUCUUUCGUGGCCUCAGCUCUCGUUUGUAGCCGAAGAUCUCAACGGGAAGAUUGUCGGUUACGUAUUGGCUAAAAUGGAAGAAGACCCAGAAGAUGCGCCACAUGGGCAUAUAACAUCACUAUCCGUUAUGCGAACGUACAGAAGACUUGGGAUUGCCGAGAAGCUUAUGACACAAGCCCAGAAAUCAAUGGUAGAAGCAUUCAACGCACAGUAUGUUUCGUUGCAUGUCAGAAAGAGCAAUCGAGCGGCGUUGCAACUUUACAGAGAUACGUUAAAGUUCAGAAUACAUGACAUUGAGAAGAAAUAUUAUGCAGAUGGAGAAGAUGCAUACGCUAUGCGAAAAGACUUGCAAUCUCCGUCGAACAAUGCAAGCAGUA
This is a messenger RNA of Paraglomus occultum, 424 nucleotides long. The record is from the annotation of a GenBank genome assembly. NCBI's taxonomy places the organism in Eukaryota, Fungi, Glomeromycota, Glomeromycetes, Paraglomerales, Paraglomeraceae.